This is a messenger RNA of Numida meleagris (helmeted guineafowl), 3888 nucleotides long. RefSeq names its product NADH:ubiquinone oxidoreductase complex assembly factor 6 (gene NDUFAF6). NCBI's taxonomy places the organism in Eukaryota, Metazoa, Chordata, Aves, Galliformes, Numididae. The transcript has 9 exons. Gene Ontology annotation, cellular component: mitochondrion. The coding region runs from base 159 to 1136 and encodes 325 amino acids. The record is from RefSeq and is a predicted model, not a curated record. Gene Ontology annotation, biological process: biosynthetic process; mitochondrial respiratory chain complex I assembly.
CUGCAACACCGCCGCAGCCAUCACCCGUUCUCGGGCGCCACCUACCGGCCCCGAUCCGCUCGAUCCGUGCGCUCCCCGGCGCAGCGUGAGGAAGGGGCCGCCCCCUGGGCUCGGGCUGACUGACGGCAGGGGCGGAGCGGCGCCGUGCAGCGGGCAGCAUGGCGGCCACCACGGCUGCGGGAGGGCUGCGGCCCGCGUCCUGCCCUCGUUUGCUGAGGGCGGUGGGGGCCCGCGGCGGGCUACCGUGGCCGCGGGGCGGGAGGGCGGCGGCGGCGGGAUGGAGCCGGCCGGAGCCCGGUGGAGAAGCGCAGUACUGCGCCGAGCUGCUGCGAAAGCGAGACUAUGAAGGGUUUCUCUGUUCUCUGCUGUUGCCUGCAGAAUCUCGAACCUCUGCUUUUGCCUUGAGAGCCUUCAACGUGGAACUGGCUCAGAUUAAAGACUCCAUAACUCAGAAGACUACAGGUUUGAUGCGAAUGCAGUUCUGGAGGAAAGCUGUGGAAGAUAUAUACUGUGAUAACCCACCACAUCAGCCAGUUGCUGUAGCACUGUGGAGGGCUGUUAAGAGGCAUAACCUGUCUAAAAUGUGGUUCACGAAGAUUAUUGAUGAAAGAGAGAAGAAUUUGGAUGAUAGAGCAUACCGUAACAUCCAGGAGCUUGAAACGUAUGCUGAGAACACUCAGAGUGCUCUCUUGUACCUCACAUUGGAAAUGCUGGGUGUGAGGGACAUCCACGCUGACCACGCAGCCAGUCACAUUGGGAAAGCACAGGGCAUAGUUACCUGCUUGAGAGCUACUCCGUAUCAUUGUACAAGACGAAAGGUCUUUCUGCCCAUGGACAUUUGUAUGUUGCAUGGAGUUUCACAAGAGGAUUUCAUAAGAUGCAAGCAAGAGAAGAAUGUAAGAGAUGUAAUUUAUGACAUCGCCAGCCAGGCCCAUAUUCACCUAGAACACGCUAGAUCUUUCAAUAAGAAAGUUCCUGUGGAGGCAUAUCCUGCUUUUUACUAUACGGUUGCUUUAGAUGAUUAUUUAUAUAACAUACGGAAAAUGGACUUCAAUAUAUUUCAUCCAAGCUUACAAAAGAGGAAUACACUAUUACCGUUGUAUUUAUAUAUUAGAACUUGGAAAAAAACAUAUUAAAAUUGUCUUAAUAUGAAGUUUAGAUUGCUGUGUUUUUUCUCUUUAGUGUCUUAACUUGGUAGAAUGGUUAAGUGUCUGACUUCACACUUCUGCAAACUGUAGAAACUGCUGUUCAUGGGAAGUAGCGGAUGUGCAUGAACUGUAGCUGUCAGCUUGCUGGCAGUAGUUAAGUUUGUUCUUGGAAUACGAGGCUGAUAUCUCUGCUUCACGUGUCUGCCAAGUCAUCUGUCCUUGUCUGAGAUGACUUCCCUUGUCUCUUUCCUUGUAGUAACAGCACUAUGAUAGAGUUUUUCUUGGAUAAAUUCUGUACUAAUGGAUACUUCUAACAGUUUACACAUUAAUGACAAAAAAAAAACAACACCAAAAAAAACCUUUGUGCCCCAAAGCAGCGAAGCUGUUUCAGCAAAUAUAUUGUAUAUUAGCUAAGCAAUUCUAUUUAGGGCAAAGAGCAAACUUUUUGCAAUAUGAUGCUUCGUAGUUGAACGAAUGACCACAUAUAUUUGGAUGUAAGAAAACUGUCAGGAAAAGCUUCAGCUUUCUUAAUUAUCGAGUGUUUAUGUAGCACUUCAAGAUGGUAAAAUCAGUCAGAGCUGUAGCAGAGAAAUUAUUUAACUGCAUGUUGAGGUUGAACUUUGAAGUAACUCUAGGCAGUAGGAGGAUAGCUUUACAGCAGAUAAGGAGAAUUCUUACACGGUUUUUAUUUCUAACUCAGCCAGAUACUUUCACUGUGCUGUGAGCUUGGCAUUGUCUUCCUCCUGCUCCUUCCUCUCUCCGUUAUCAGCCACAGCUGUCACUGCCGUGUGGGUCCGAGUGCCCGUUUAUUCACAUUCGCUGUGUCUCUCAGGACGCCCUCCUGUGUGGCUUCACUGAAUUCUUUCUCUUUAGUACUCUUAAGAAAUAUAUUCUUGAACGUGCCGGGUCAUUUUAGUCCUCCCUCUCUGCAAAUGUACUGCUCUGUUUUUUGGUGGAGAAUUACAGGGAGCUUUGUACUCAGCAUCUCUUAAGAUCAAGCUUUAAGUGCAAAACACUUGCUUGACUUGUUUUUUGGAGGAAUAAUACUUCCUAACAUCUGGCUUGAUUCAGUUGCACAGAUCCCGUAGUCUCCUCUGCCAUCAUCCUCGUUCUAUUAAAUAGCUUUUAUCCUAGAUACUUUUUUUUCAUCAGAAUUAAUCCCCCCAGAUGCUUGGUUGUAUAACAGCAUCCUGUAUUUUAGUGUACAAUGCUACGUAGCACAUUUCCGAGAGCAAGAUUGGUGGCUUUUUUAACCACAGAAUGUGCUAGUGUGGUGGAAGUCUCAGGAACCCAACGUUAAAUCCUUCAUUCAGUGGUUUUGUUAUAUAUGUUUGAAGUUGGUUUGUGACAUAGAUCUUAGUUAAUUCUGCAGUUUCCUAUGCCUGAGUAAAACAUUUCUCUUUGAAUUUGUUCAGCUCAUCGUCUUGCUUUUGGUACUAGAAGUGUAAUAGUCACAAAUAAAAAUCUGCAUAUACUGGCUCAAGAGUCCACUGGACUAUUUUCUGAAAGUAAAAUCUUAACUGGCUCUGUCCACUUCUCAGGUCAGCUGCUGUAUCUCAGCGUUGCUGUUCUUGAAUCGGGCAGAGGAGUCUGGCAAAAAGAAAAUACUCUCUUCCACUGCAGGCACCACAGCUCUUCCUGCCAAGUUAAGAGCAAAGGCUUAAGCUCUGUUGCUACUACCAGGCCAGCUGCACGUUCACUCUGUUUAUGUUCUGGAGAAAGCAUUACAAAUGUCUCUUUCUGCAGUUGGUCCUCGUUUUGUUCCUAGCGUGCUGAGUCAGGACAAUAGAAGCAGCCCCGUUUUUCCUUUCAAAUGGAAUCACUCUCCUGUAAAGUUAACUUUUGGCAGGAACUUAGUACAGUAACUCAGUGUCUAUGGAGGAGGAGGAAAAGAAGAAAAAAAACAUGCAGUAUAACAAGUGCAUUGAGUUGCUACAGUGAUAGCUUGCUUCCAAGCCGCAAGGCCAGUGCUUUGCUUUGGUGUUGAAGUGGAAGAAAUGUUGACAAUGUGCUUACAAAGGAAGCGGUGGAAAGACUGAUCCGUUCUAAUGUGAAAAAGAAACCGUGUGAUGCAGUAAAUGGUAAGCGUGGUGAGAGGAACUUAUCAGUGAAUUAGUAAACAAGAUAUGGAGUAACCAAAUUCAAGUUACGAUUUCAGUCACAAGAGAUUUGUGAGUGACCUCAGAAAGUAAAACAGUUUGAAAUGCAAGUGACAGGAGGCUGCCUGAACAAGCAGCUGGUGUCUCAUUUGUAUCCUUCAAGGAACAGUUUUCUUUCCUGGAUGGUUGUGCCAAAUUCGGCCCUUAGAAGCUGGGUUGUGAAUGGGAGCAUUAAACACCUGUCACACAAGGUAGCUGUAGUAUGCGUGCUUUCACUAGUACUAUCCCAUUUUAUUUCUUCAUACCCAUUGGUGGCACGGGAGAAAUUCUGCUCAUCAGUUCUGAUAAUUUGUAAUUCUGCAUCCUACAAAAAAUAAAUCCUCCUACUUCUGCUUUUUUUGUUGGAUCUGUCAAAAUACCUUCUUACAGUGAUGUUAACCUACUAGUAGUUCAUAUCAGAAGAAAACUAGCGUGUUGCUAGCUGCUAAUUACAUGUCUGAAAAUAAUUUCCAUGCCUAAUUGAAUCGUUUAAUUAAUUUAGCUCUUGUUAAGCAGCAGUCUAGCUGCUGGUAUGCUCAGUUGCCUUACGUGUUUUGUGCAUCUAUUUGAUCAUUAAAGUCUUGUUUUCUUUUGGUUAAGCA